AUGGCAAAAUCAAACACAAAACAUAGAAUAUGUUCCAGGGAAUCUUCAAUAUCUUCUCUUCUAGCAAGCUGCAGCCUGAGUGGUAAAGAUUCCUCUAACUCUGAUGGCUCUUUUCAAUACAAAGAUAAACUCUAUAAUUCUGCUUCACAGGCUCUACAAGCCUAUACUGAUGAUUUUGAUCUAAGCCAAAUAUAUCCUGGUGCAAGCACUGGACAAAUUAAUAUUGACAAGGAUUCUACAAAUAUGCCACAGUUCUCCAACUAUAUCUAUAAAACACACAAUGCUUUUGAAAAUUCUAACCACAAAAAGCACUCCAACUCCAUAUCCUCUAGAAGAUAGACUAUGAAUGAUAUAGACUCUAUCAGCCUACAACUGAUGACAACUGAUGAUCUACUAAAACUCCCAGCAGAUGGAUCAUUUUCUUUCACUUAUGUUGGACAUGGUCACCGAAUGAGCAAAAAAAAAAAAACUGAUGAUAGCCCUCAACAAAUUUCAAGGGCCAAGUACCCUAACGGGGUUCUUGAAGACUUUUUAAAUAAUGAUAAUCAGAGUUGUACCCUUUCUGGAGGCAAACAUCAUGGUCCUGUUGAAGCCCUGAAGCAAAUGUUAUUUAAUCUUCAAGCAGUAAAAGAAAGUUUCAAUCAGAGUAAAACCACAGAGCCCAAAAAAGAGAUUAAGCAAGUUUCAGAAGAUGAUUUCUCUAAAUCACAGUUGGAAAAAAGUAUGAUUCCUAUUACUAGGUCACUUCAAAAGACUCUGCACCAUUUAUCUUGUCUGAGAGACCUGGUUGAUGAUAGCUGUGGAAAAUGUGAAGAGGAGAAUUAA
Messenger RNA from Tupaia belangeri chinensis (Chinese tree shrew), 825 nucleotides. Its product is annotated as lung adenoma susceptibility protein 2-like. The record is from RefSeq and is a predicted model, not a curated record. NCBI's taxonomy places the organism in Eukaryota, Metazoa, Chordata, Mammalia, Scandentia, Tupaiidae.